UUAAAUUUUCUUAAUGACAUGAUAUUUUUGUAGCUACAAAACUGUCGUAGCAUGUCUAAGACAAUUAGCUCCAAAAGCUUUUUCUUGCUAUCUUAAAUUUCGUGGCCAGCCAAACAAGUUUAUGCAAAAUGAAAUAGAGAGAUUAUUUAUUAGGCUUUUAUAAAAAAUUUCAUGUAUAUAUUUACCUUCGGUAUAAUAAGCUUCAUCCAACACUGUCCCAUAGUCACUUGAGUCAAUGGAUUUCUGUACUGAACUGUCCCUUUAGAUGAGAUUCUUGUGAUUAUCUCCUAUUCAUUGUUUUCUAGUAAGAUUCAUCCUUUACGUGAAGGUUAUGUGUGGUUGUAUAUACCAAUCAUUAUAUGCCACAAGGUGAUUUUUUCUGAGUGUAAUAGUAAUUUUGCAUACAGUGAACAAAAUUGAGAUUCAAAUCACCAAUAUUAUGGAGUACGAGGACCUCGCAAAGGAGAAAUUACCGAAGAUGGUAUUUAAAUUUAAGCCUCCGGAGCAGAGGACCAGUGGACACUCCAAGAGAAUCGAAAUGCAUUUUCUAGAAUAUUGUUCAGGUCUCGUAUCCUUUUAGAUGUAAGCAACAUUGAUAUAACCACAAAUGUUUUGGGGUUCAAGAUUUCAAUGCCCCUCAUGGUUGCACCAAUUGCAAUGCAGAAAAUGGCUCAUCCUGAAGGAGAAUAUGCGACAGCACGAGCAGCAUCAGCUGCUGGCACAAUCAUGACAUUAUCCUCAUUGGCUACUUCCACUUUAGAAGAGGUUGCUUCAACAGGACCUGGCAUUCGCUUUUUCCAGCUCUAUGUGUACAAAAACAGGAGUGUUGCUCUGCAACUUGUGAGAAGGGCAGAAAGAGCUGGAUUCAAGGCAAUUGUUCUUACAGUUGAUACUCCAAUGCUUGGCCGAAGAGAAGCUGAUAUCAAGAACAGAUUUGUUUUGCCACCUCACUUGGCACUGGAGAACUUUGAAGGACUGGAUCUUGGAAAAAUAGAUAGGACUAAUGACUCUGGACUUGCUUCAUAUAUUGCUGGCCAAUUUGAUCGAUCUCUUAACUGGAAGGAUGUGAAAUGGCUCCAGACAAUAACCGGCUUGCCAAUUCUACUGAAGGGUGAAUUAACUGCAGAAGACGCAAGGUUAGCUGUACAAGCUGGAGCAGCAGGAAUUAUUGUGUCAAAUCAUGGGGCUCGACAGCUUGAUUAUGCUCCUGCAACUAUAACGGCCUUGGAAGAGGUUGUCAAAGCAGUGCAAGGCAGGAUCCCUGCUUUUCUGGAUGGUGGAGUUCGGCGUGGCACUGAUGUCUUCAAAGCAUUGGCUCUUGGUGCAUCUGCUGUAUUUAUUGGAAGACCAGUUGUGUUUUCGUUGGCUGUUAAUGGGGAGGCAGGUGUGAGAAAAGUACUUCAUAUGCUCCAUGGUGAGCUUGAACUAACCAUGGCAUUAAGUGGUUGUCGCUCAAUCAAGGAAAUUACUCGUGAUCAUAUCAUGGCUCCAUGGGAUCCCCCUCACGCCCGGUUAUAAAUUGCUCUUCAAACUCCAUGCCUGCAACUUCAUGCUUGAGACAAAUUUUCUGUAGACUAGCCUGUUUUAAGAAUGAUGACCUUUCACUGAAAGGCUUUCAGUUCGACGUUAAAGAAACAAAAGUCUCCUGUAGAUUUACAACAACUUAUAUUACUUCCUAAAUGAGAAUAAAUGGCAUAUAUAUACCAACUUGG
Nicotiana attenuata is the source of this 1712-nucleotide messenger RNA. RefSeq names its product peroxisomal (S)-2-hydroxy-acid oxidase-like. Gene Ontology annotation, molecular function: FMN binding; oxidoreductase activity. Gene Ontology annotation, cellular component: peroxisome. The record is from RefSeq and is a predicted model, not a curated record. The transcript has 11 exons. Bases 631 to 1518 code for a protein of 295 amino acids. Lineage: Eukaryota; Viridiplantae; Streptophyta; Magnoliopsida; Solanales; Solanaceae.